This is a messenger RNA of Symsagittifera roscoffensis, 1953 nucleotides long. RefSeq names its product gamma-aminobutyric acid receptor subunit rho-2-like. Gene Ontology annotation, biological process: regulation of membrane potential; nervous system process; chemical synaptic transmission. Gene Ontology annotation, molecular function: transmembrane signaling receptor activity; transmitter-gated monoatomic ion channel activity involved in regulation of postsynaptic membrane potential; chloride channel activity. Bases 408 to 1775 code for a protein of 455 amino acids. The transcript is spliced from 9 exons. Gene Ontology annotation, cellular component: synapse; plasma membrane; neuron projection. The record is from RefSeq and is a predicted model, not a curated record. NCBI's taxonomy places the organism in Eukaryota, Metazoa, Xenacoelomorpha, Acoela, Convolutidae.
AAAAAGCAGCAAGCUCUUGUUUUGCUCUUCACUAACUAUUUUUGUUAAAAAGCAAUCUCCGAUUGCCUUGCUUUUUACAUAUUUGCUUUUGAAUUACCUUCGCUAACCCUUCAAAAAAAUUGAUGUCAUGGUGGGAAAUUAAAACACAACAGAAAUUGAUUUUUGCGGAUAUCAACUGGAAGUUGUGAGAAAUCGGGAUUAUGACUCGGACUCUAUGAUUUUUUUUCUCCAAAAUUCCGAAGAAAUUUGAACUACCUUUUAUCAUUACUUCAACUGCUUACUCUGCAAAGUGACUUUAUGGUUUAAUAAAGUCAAUGGUUUAAUUGUCCCAAAGCUAUUGGAGUUGCAUCAUCAUUAAAGUAAUUUUAUCAAAGCCCAUCUACUAAACUACUUGACUAUUUUUAAUCAUGUCUUGCUUCUUAUUCUUUUCAUUGACAUUCAUUGUGAUUACCCGCAGUGAAGUCUUUUUCGUGGAGGAUUACAAUCGAAACAUCAGACCAAAAGCCCAAAAAGGUGUUGCCGAUGACAUCAGAUUUGACAUCUUCAUUCACAAAAUUGGACCAAUUGAAGAAGCCGAUAUGCAAAUGUCUGUGGACAUCUACUUCAGGCAGUACUGGACAGAUGGGAGGCUGAUUGGACUGUAUGAGCACGUGGCCAACAGCACCUCCGCCAUACCAGGACAGGAAGUGCAGCUGGGAUAUGACCACAUUGAACAGCUCUGGUUUCCCGACAUGUACUGGGUGGACGCUCUAGAGGUGUGGAAGCCAGGUGUGCUGGCCCGUAGUCAAUUACUGGAGUUGCAAAGUGAUGGUAGUAUCUUCUUCUCUUCCAGACUGUUAUUGACCUUCAGAUGUGAGAUGGACCUCAAGUACUUCCCAUUUGAUGUCCAAGAAUGUCACUUGUGCUUCGAAAGCUACUACUACCACACUGAGCACCAGAACAUGUCGUGGGUGAAUAAGGAGAUCUCUUUCACUCCGAAUCAAAAAAUAGCCAACUUCUACAUUGAGAGUGCCCCUGUUACUUACACCAAGGAGACCACCUACAAUCUAGGGACGACUUGGAAGCAACUUUGUUUGAAGAUGUCUUUUCCGCGCAAACUGGCAAUCUACGCUGUCACCAUGUUUCUACCGAGCAUAGCUUUAGUCAUCCUGUCCUGGGUUGGCUUUUGGGUCGACAAGGAAGCAGUGCCAGCGAGAUCUGGACUGUCAAUCACCAGCAUUCUGGCUCAGAUCACACUCAUCAACGGAACUGGUAAUAGCUUCCCAGGAGUCGCUGACGUCAAAAUGGGGGAUCUCUAUCUAAUAGUGAACUUCUUCUACGUCUUUCUCACACUAGUUGAAUUCGCCAUCGUUUCGUAUCAACCCCCGGCUAGAGCCAGAUGGAAACGGGCGCGUGAACUCAUGUUGCCAGGCAGCAGUGGAAAAGCUAAGGUGGAGCCAAAAAAAGAAUCGGUACCCAAAAGUCUGCCCGACAAUAUCCAGAAGGAAAACGAAACAAAACAAAGCGUUAUUGACGCGUUGUACGCAAUGUGCGUCCAGGCCAACGGAGCUGCUCCUUCAACUGACAACACAAACACUCAAGAAGCGUCCAACUUACCAAAAGUAUUCGGAUCGAACGGAUCUUCUUUGAAUAACUCUGAAGUCUCUCUUCCUCGUUUUGACUAUUGGAGUGCGGCAAAUGCAGACGAAAUCUGCAAGUGGCUCUUUCCCUCUAGCUUUCUUUUAUGGAAUCUCCUCUACUUCAGUAUCAUGUACAACGUAUCUGGUCGAUGGUAGAUUAUUCUAAGACAAUUCUCCGACAAUCAGAACAGUUAACCCAGUUGCUGUGCAAGUGGCACAGAAUGUUCCGAUCGCUUUUUUUAAUUUACAAAAACUGAACUAAUUUAUCUUUAGAUUUCUCGAACAAGCUAAAAAGCAUAAAUUCUAAAAACCUUUGCAUUUGUUUAUCAUCCAU